AGGCAACGGUCCCGGAUAGCGCCACCAGGGCCGCCGCCGCCGCGGACGCGCCCCGGCGAGGGGGACCUCGAGGCGGUGCGCGACCCUGGCGGCUCUGCCGCGAUGGCCGCCACGGAGAAGCUGUUCGGCUACAACAAGGUCUACUGUCAGGGGCGCUUCAUCUCGGGGCCAGACGGCAAGUCCUGCGUGGUCUCGCUGCUGAUGAUCCUGGUGCCGUCCAUCCUCUGGCAGAUCCAGCCGGGCGUCUUCUACGCACGCCGCUACACCGUGGUCAUCUCCCUUCUCGCCGGCUGCCUGGGGAUCGCCUGCCUCGCCCUGCUGGUGGCCACGGCGUUCUCGGACCCCGGCAUCAUGCCCCGGCAGCAGGACUGGCAGGAGCAGUUCGACGAGCGGACGCAGACCAAGAGGUCCAAGCAGCCGCAGCGGUACUACGAGAUCGUCCUGCGCGGCCAUCCCUUCAAGGUAAAGUGGUGCAGCACCUGCAACAUCUACCGCCCCCCUCGCUGCACGCACUGUUCCGUGUGCGAGAAUUGCAUCGAGCGGUUCGACCACCACUGCCCCUGGAUCGGGAACUGCAUCGGCAGGCGAAACUACUGGCUCUUCUACUCCUUUGUCAUGUGCACAGGUGCCAUCAACACCUUCGUGCUGAUUACUUCGGCGGUGCACCUCGGCGUCCUGACCACCGAGCACGGGGACC
This is a messenger RNA of Prorocentrum cordatum, 697 nucleotides long. The record is from the annotation of a GenBank genome assembly. Lineage: Eukaryota; Dinophyceae; Prorocentrales; Prorocentraceae.